CAAAUAUUAUGACUAACCAGCUGAUUAUGAUGAGUCAACAAUCCGGCUAUUUCACUUGGAAAGGCAACUGAUUGGAGUCAACAUGUCCCAACAUUAUUGCGGCUACAACCCGCCGCCGCCGAACUUCGAAACCUUUUUCCCAGAAAAAUACAAGGACCGACUGCAGCGACUUCCCAGUUUUGGGAAAUUGCGAUCAUCGUGGGAGAUCCACAAGCGAGCCACCCUCGUAGUUCUCCAUGUGUUUGCGGAUGAUAUCGGAGCGCUGGAGAAGUGGAUAGAUAUGGUAUACCAACUAGCUGCCCCUGGGUGUCUCGGCGGAAAGAUGGACUUCUACGUGGACGAUCUAUGGAAAUCCUUCAUCUUCAAUGAGGAUGACUUCAGCUUCCUUCGGAGUGAAAAAGGUUGUACAGCGGAUUCAUAUCCCCUGAUAUACGCCGCAAGUUCCACUGGAGAGGUUUUCUUCUUUGGGGAUUUCACUGGACCACAUUUGCCCGACCUGGAGAGCCUCAGGCUUUUCUGCGAUCAGGUGAUAAAGGGGACAGCAAAGGAGCCCACUGCAAGGGAUCCCAAGGUGGAGAGUGUAAGCCUAGACCGCUGGAACGAACUGAUAUACGCCGGCGAUAAAGAUGUAGCCCUUUGUUUCUACAACUCCCUCCAAAAUGGCGAGGAAGUGAAUAGAAGACUUAUGGCAAAUCUGGAUUGGCUGGGCCGUAACCUGAAGCAGGAGUCAGUGCUUCUGUACAAGAUGGAUAUACAUGGAACUAGUGUCCCUAAAAAGUUUCUCGUAGAGUCCACACCUACCUUCUUCUUCCUCCCGGGAACCCAAAAGCAUAAUCCCUUGCGAUGCAAAUACGAGCUCAACAUGUGGACAAUGCUGAAAUUUGUAGCCGAAAAUUCCACCGAGGAGCUCUAUUACUACAACCGUCGUGGGAAUGUUAGACUCCAUGCGGAAUUAUUAACACACAUAAAGGAUUAUUUUAGCUUAAGCUAGAAUAAGACUCGCUAUUAGUUGUGGUAUAACCAACCAGAGUUUUGGAGUUAUACCAAAGGCGUUCGAGAUUUAAUUGACUGUCUAAUUUGUCUUUGGUAUAACAUUAAAACUCCAUAAUAUUUAA
Messenger RNA from Drosophila teissieri, 1115 nucleotides. RefSeq lists its product as uncharacterized. NCBI's taxonomy places the organism in Eukaryota, Metazoa, Arthropoda, Insecta, Diptera, Drosophilidae. The record is from RefSeq and is a predicted model, not a curated record. The transcript has a single exon. The coding region runs from base 83 to 991 and encodes 302 amino acids.